Molecule: messenger RNA, 3627 nt
Organism: Drosophila persimilis
Lineage: Eukaryota; Metazoa; Arthropoda; Insecta; Diptera; Drosophilidae
Gene: Mob2
Product: MOB kinase activator-like 2
Exons: 4
Coding region: 58-2406 (782 amino acids)
Biological process (GO): positive regulation of protein phosphorylation; signal transduction
Cellular component (GO): nucleus; cytoplasm
Molecular function (GO): protein kinase activator activity
Source: RefSeq, a predicted model, not a curated record
AUAAGCAGAGACGAAAAAGUAAAACAGAAAAUCAGUAAAGGAGAAAAGUGACAGUGAAUGAUGUUGAGAGCGCCCACACAGCACAUCGUGGAACUCGGCUUCGGAACGAAAACCCCAGCAACAACAACGACGACGUCAGCAGCGACAGCGGCAGCGGCAGCAGCAGCCAGCGGAAAGCAGCAGCAGCAGCAGCAUCGCAGCAAGACAUCUCUGUUGCAAAAGCUCAGGCAGCAGCAGCAAAAGCUCCAACGACAGCUGACAUCGCCACACGGAGAGGCAGAGGCCGAGGCAGAAGCAGAAUAUUAUUUCCAGCAGCGGCAGCGGCAGCAACAGGCACCUUCGCCACACUCGAGCGACAAGUGUCUUCUGUUGCUGGCGGCGACCAUAGCUGGCGGAGAGGAGGCAUUGCCGCUGAAGACCAAGAAGAAGAAGGAGUCCUGCAGCUACAAUCUAGCAGCAGCCCUAAGGCGCCACAAGAAGCCAAAGACAGCGACAACGAUAGUCGCCACAGCCACAGCCACAUCACCGGUGGCACCAACAGCAGCGGCAACGGCAGCGGCAGCCGCAACCUCGACAGACGACGACGACAGUUGUCGCAGCAUCAGCAGCGGCAGCAGUCUCUCAAACAGUUGCAUUAACCAUCAUAGCAGCACGCCUUAUAGAGACACAAGUGGCAACAACAACAACUACCUAAGUAAUUACAAUUGCAAAACCAGCGAGCAACAGCAAACAGCAGCAGCAACAGCAACAGCAACAGCGUGGAAAGCAACAACACAGCAACAGCAACAACAACAGCAACAGCUGCUCAUUAACAGGUCAGGAAGCGGCAACAACAGCAGCAGCAGUGGCCCCACAUCGAUCAUGUCACCCACAUCGCAGGCGCCCACCCGAACCUCGCUCUUCGAUUCCUGCCACCGCAAGAUCCGCCUCAUAGGCGGCGGUCCAGUGGCCUUUCUCGGCGGCCUCGUUGCCAAGGCCCGUCGCAAAGAACGCGAUGGCGAUCAAAAUUCAACAGACACCAAACUGUAUUUGGAGGAGAGUGUCCUAGAACGUAAAUUACCUGAAGCUGAUCUCAAAGCCUUGGUGGAUCUACCCGCAGGCUUGGACUACAAUGAAUGGCUGGCGUCACACACCCUGGCUCUCUUCGAGCAUGUAAAUCUGGUAUAUGGAACUAUUAGUGAAUUUUGUACACAAUCCGGUUGCGCAGACAUGACUGGACCUGGCAACAGAACGUACUUAUGGUUCGACGAGAAGGGCAAGAAGACGCGCGUGGCGGCGCCCCAGUACAUCGACUACGUGAUGACGUUCACGCAGAAGACGGUCAGCGAUGAGUCGAUAUUCCCAACCAAAUACGCGAACGAGUUCCCCGGCUCGUUCGAGUCGAUCGCGCGGAAGAUCCUACGCUUGCAAUUCCAUGUGAUAGCGCAUCUGUAUGCGGCGCAUUUCCGAGAAAUCGCGCUGCUCGGCUUGCACACCCAUCUAAAUCUGACCUUUGCGCACCUCACCGCUCUGCAUCGGCGCUUCAACCUGAUCGACGAGAAGGAGACGGAUGUGCUGCGCGAUCUGGAGGUUGCAUUGCGCCUAACCGACGACACCAGCGGCCAGGAUUCGUCCUCGUCGGUGCACGAGCACUCCUCCUCCUCAUCCUCGCCGCCAGUCGUCGCAGCCACAGCAACAGCCGCUGGUGCCUCCGGCUGCACCGAUCAGCAUCAGCAGCAUCAACAUCAGCAGCAGCACAACAAUAGCAGCAGCACCAGCAACAGCACCUCCCCCGCGGAGGCGCUGCACGUCAAUUCACAAAGCAACAGCCACAGCAACAGCAGCAACAGCCACACCACAACCGCCUCGGCGUCAGCCUCCCUCAUCGACGGGGACUCUGCGGCGCCGCCCAUCUGCACCCAGCCGGAGGCGGGAGCGGGCUGCAAGCCGGCCGGCAGCGGUGGCCUGCUGGGCGGCAUACUGGGCGACCUGACCAGCGGCGAAUUCGGUGAUACUACGCGGUACUGCACCUCGGCGGUUCCACAGGCGGCGGCGUCGUCGUCAGCGUCUGCGGCGGGACCAGGAGCGGACGGCGCUGCCUCAGCGGCCCUGAACAAUGGCGCGGGCGCACUACAUUUAAACUUUAGCAACAAUAAUAACAAUAACCACAAUCUGAACCACUUGAACCAUCACCACCACCAUCACCACCACCAGCACCAUCACCAGCACCACCCACACGGGCAUCACGGCCACCAGGGCCACCAAGGCCACCAGGGGCAUCAUCAGGCGCCGGCGUCCACAACUGUGCCGCACAGUGGCCUCAUACAGUGCAAUGCGGCGGGCGCUGUGGGUGCGUCCGCAGGCGGUGGUGGCAAUGCGGUGAGUGCCGCCACCGGGGGUGCCACAUCCGCGUCCUCAACGGCAUAGGGAGCAGCAAAACGGCAAGCAGCAAAACAGCACCAGCGGCAGCAGCAGCAGCAGCAGCAGCGGCAGCGGCAGCCACAAAAACAACAACAAAAAACAUUAGAAAUACUAGAAUUACGCAAAAAUGUUAUUUAAUGUUACUUCUAUGAUCCUAAAGUUGAAAAUAUUGUAAAAAUAAUAAAAAAAAAUCAAACAAAAAACCGAAAAAAAGAGAAAACAAAAAACGUAAACUCAAAGAAAGAGCCACAAUUAUGCAAACACAAACGAGAGAGAGAGAGAGAGAGAGAGAGAUGUAGAGAGAGAUGAAUAUUGUGAGACAUUAUUAUAAAGCCGCAAAGUGUUGGCAUCCGUAGUUCCGUAAGCCGGGUAGCACGUUGAUCUAGAUAUGUACGAUAUACCCUACUGUAUAGAAAGAGCUGCAAGCAAGCAUAGUGUUUAGAGAGUUGUCGCAGUUGAGCCUCCUCGCUUCUGCUUCUGAUAGUAUUUUAGCCGUCAACCUACUUCUUCGAGUCGCAAAAACCAAACAAAAAAACAAAAAACAACAAGCCUUCAAGGCAGCAAAAAAGGGCGCCCCCCAGAGCCGCAAAUAAACCUAUUUAAAAACGAGAGUCCAAUGGAAAAUGUAUAAAAAGCCCGAAACGGAAAACGUACUAUAUCCAACUCCAAACCAAAACCAAAAAUCCAAAAAUCCAUAACUUUUAAUGAUGUUUCUCUGGAUGCCUCUGAUUUCCUAGAUUCCGUAGGGGAAUCAUCCACCCGCUUAAGAUAGACGAUAGAAGGGAAAGGAUUUUACAAGGACAUACACUGAAUUUUAAAUAAUAAUAGGCUCUCAACCCAAGUAUUUAACCAAUGUUCUAGAAUGUUUAAGUAUGCGUUAAAUUGUUUGAAAUUCUUUUCGCUAGAGAACUGAAUUCGCAUCGUGUGAUAGAGUAGUGCACACUGCUCGUGGCAAAUAGAGAUUGUAAUUCUUUCUGUCCCAUCUGUUGAUCGAUUUUUCAAAAAUAUACACAUGCAUAUGUAUGUACGAGUAUGUCCGCGAUUCUCCACCAUUUUCCAACGAACGAUGCAACAUUUCUCUAUGUACUUUAAACGACUUUACUGCUGAUAUCUGAUCGGGAGGAAAUAAAUAAACACAAACAAAGUAUGGCACGUAUGUAUUCCACACGUAUGUAUGUAUCCACUUACAUGCAUUCCACUUAACGACGCGAGCCGCAGAGCAUGCAC